Xyrauchen texanus (razorback sucker) is the source of this 2024-nucleotide messenger RNA. Its product is annotated as probable hydrolase PNKD. The transcript has 9 exons. Gene Ontology annotation, cellular component: mitochondrion. The record is from RefSeq and is a predicted model, not a curated record. Gene Ontology annotation, molecular function: hydroxyacylglutathione hydrolase activity. The coding region runs from base 12 to 1097 and encodes 361 amino acids. Lineage: Eukaryota; Metazoa; Chordata; Actinopteri; Cypriniformes; Catostomidae.
CGCCUACCAUUAUGGCGCUUCCGCACUGGACGGUGUAUUUACUGUGUAUUGCUUCGAUAUGUGGAGGUGUUUACAUCUGUCGUGUGUUUAAAUGUGCCAGAAAAAGUUCAUGGAAAAAUAGUCUGCUCGCUAGAUUGAUGGCUCGCACAGAGAAACCACUGUUUUGGAUAGCGUACUCUCUGUAUACAAGGACCAAACUGGGGUACAUGUUUCAUAAGAGGCAGAUGAGGAAAGCACGGGAGCGUUACCCAACCGGACACUCCCGAGCGCAACCCACUAUCAUAAACGGCAUCAAGAUAAUACCAGUGCCCAUCUUAUCAGACAACUACAGCUAUGUGGUCAUUGACACUGCCUCAAAUCUGGCUGUCGUGGUGGACCCCGCUGACCCCCAGCCUGUUCAGGCAUGCCUAGAGGAAGAGGGGGUGACAUUACAAGCUGUUCUCUGCACACACAAACACUGGGACCACAGUGGAGGGAACAGGGCUUUAAAGAGACGCUACAGUUCCUGUCAAGUGUAUGGGAAUGCUAUGGACAACAUUCCAGGCCUCACACACCCCCUGUCAGACAAAGACACUAUAGAUUUGGGAACUCGGCUGCACUUCAGGGCCUUUUUCACACCUGGACACACAGUGGGUCAUGUGAUCUACCUGCUUGAUGGCCGGGCGAUCGGUGGCCCCAGCAGCUUAUUUUCAGGGGAUCUUGUGUUCCUCUCUGGAUGUGGGAGAAUGUUUGAGGGUAAUGCCUCAACUAUGUUGUCAUCUCUAGACACAGUGGGAUCACUAAACGAUGACACCCUGCUUUGGCCUGGGCACGAGUAUGCAGAAGAUAACCUGCUGUUUGCUGCUGAGGUGGAGCCUUGCAAUGUUGUGCGGGACCAGAAGUUACAGUGGGUGCUUCAACAGAGGGGUCAGAGAUUGUGCACGUGUCCAUCCACUUUGGCAGAGGAGAAGCAGUACAAUCCCUUCCUGCGGAGCCACAGCCAGGAUCUCCACUGUGCUCUCGGCCUACAGCAAAAGCCAGACGAGGACUGGACUUCAUACCGGGCCCGUGUUUUAGAGGAGCUUCGUAGACGAAAGGACAUUUAUAAGGGCCGAUAAAGCCUUGUUUCAUAGAGCUGUUCAGCAGUGAUGUCAAUUUGCAGCAAUGGGUUCUCUUAGGAAUCUCCAAUGGGUUUUAAUAAUGGGUUUUUUUCAAUUUAUGAGUAAAAUAAGGUCUGUAGUAAAACAUACUUUGUUUUUUUUCCCCAAUUUGGAAUGCCCAAUUCCCAGAGUGCUCUUAAGUACGUGUGGUGAAGUGACUCGCCUCAAUCCAGGUGGCGGAGGACGAAUCUCAGUUGCCUCCCAGUCUGAGACCGUCAGACGUGCCUGACUAAAUGGAAAACCAUAGUGGUUCUUAUCUAGAAACUUUUUAGCAACAUACAUUCUAACAUGGUGGCUUUAAAAUUCACAUUUGGGAUAUGCUUGUUUAUAAUUUAUGUUGUAGAACAAAACAUCCAAGUAUCUUAAAGUAAUGUUUACCAUUUCAUUUGGUUAAUAAAUUCAUAAUGUGUGAUUAUAAAAACCCAUAGGAAAAUCCUGAGGGAACCCAUGGCUCGAAAAUGUUAAUUCUCUUCCUUGUUUUGUACUACAACCUGAGCUGCUCUGUUGGGAUUUGGAGGGAGAAACCACUAAAACCAUUCCAAGCUAAACAUGAGGUUUUCCCUGCACAAAAGUGUGUUGGACCACUUUAAGAUGAAAGCGCCAAUGUGAAUUUGAACGGUUUGUGUGAGAGUAAAAUGCAUAGAAAGGUAGAUUUGGGCAUUAUUUUUUUAUUUAUUUUUUACUUUAAAGUUUUGUGAGACUGUGAGCGGCAUUGUCUGAAAUGUAACAUUUAUUUGAAGUUUAAUAACAUUUAACAGCGCUUGUUUCUGACCCUUGACCCUUUGUGUUGGAGAUCCCACAUUUUAAAUGACUAACUUUUAGAAUACUUAUGGUACCCGAAGCACUGAUAUUUAUGAUAGUUUUGUGAUAAAACAAACCCAUGAA